Ectocarpus sp. CCAP 1310/34 is the source of this 2907-nucleotide messenger RNA. NCBI's taxonomy places the organism in Eukaryota, Phaeophyceae, Ectocarpales, Ectocarpaceae. The record is from the annotation of a GenBank genome assembly.
UGCAGGAUGACGUCAUGCAACGUGGAAACAGACAGAGCGAGGCGUUAAGCGCUUAAUUCAGGCGUGCAGGCGUGCCCGUGAGACAUGUUGCCGAUCACUCGAGCAUCGACAGCUCCGCAACGGCAACUCGUGCUUGCUCGGAUGCGGCAUGAUUUCCAGCUGCUUCCCCGUUACUCGCGUUUCGGCACAGGCAUCAGCCAUGCUCAGGGGACGCAGUCAUCAGUAGUUGUCACAGGUGCACCACCACCGGGAGAAGGAGCUGGAGCUAUUGGAGACGUGGUGGUGGUGGGAGCAGGUGUUGGAGGUCUAGCUACGGCUGCUUGCCUCGCCCGUCUCGGACUGAGGGUGACCGUAGCAGCAGGCAAGGGGGGUGUGGGUGGCGGCAGGGACAUCGCAACGACGGGGGAGAAGACCAAGGCCGCAGCCGAAAGCAUGGAUCGGAGUUCCAGUGCAACAGGCGGGAGCAUCGACCCCGGAGUGGGAAUAUGGACGCACGGUCUGGCCUGUCUCGAGAGCCUCGGCGUCCUCCGGCAAUUGGAGUCGGAAGGAAGGUACAUGGGCGAAGCCGGGUAUAGGGACACCGCCGGAAACUGGCUGGCAACCCCUACCCGACCCCUCCAAGAGCGGGGCGCGGCAUCAAUGCGGCGAGGGCAGCCAUGUUCGGACGAGUCCGGCGGCAAAAGCGAAGACGGUAGGCUAGGCGGCGGAGGGGAGGGGGGGGCGGGGGGAGGAGGCGCAAGUGUACUCUUCGUUCGGGAGUCCAAGCUCAUGGAGGCCUUGCGCUCCGUGCUCCCAGCAGAAACCAAAUUUGUCGAAGGCGACGUGGAAGACAUCAACUGGGAGUGUGGUGCGAGCAACGAUGAUGCUGGUGUGGCGGGGAAGAGCCGGGGUACCGUGUCCGGCCGCUUCUGCGCCGCCGGCGCCGGUGACGGGGGGUGGGAGGCGGACUUCGACCUCCUCGUGGGAGCGGACGGGUCGCACUCCUUCGUGCGCGACAGGGUUAUCCUAGCGGCAGAUGCGGGAGCAACGGGCGGCCGUCGAGGGGAUGCCGGUCGUAGUGUUGCGGCGACAGGGGCGGUGGGGGGUAGCGAGGCGGCGGCGGGGGUGGGUCCGCGCCGCCGAGGCUACGCGGUGUACCGCGGGGUUUGCAGCAGCAGAAGCACCAGCACCAGCAGCAGCAGGUGUUCGCCUGAGGGGGCACCGCGGAUCGACAAGGAGGGGGGGUGGGGUCUCGCUUCCUUUCAGACGUGGGGCCCGGGCCUUCGGUUCGCUUCUGUCCCUCUCGCCGGGGAUGAGCGGAUGUGGUUCGCAACCGUGGAAGACGGGCUCGUCGGCGCCGAUGGGGGCCCCGCGGAUAAGGAUCAGCACUCCCCUUCCUGCGGCGGCGGCGGCGGCGAAGGCGAACAAAACCAUAAGAACAAGCGUUUCUUGCUGGAGACGUUUGGGGGCUGGCACGCGCCGGUGAGCAGCCUUCUCCGCGCCACGGCGGAAGGCUCCAUCACGCGGGAGGACGCCAGGGCCAUGAGUCGGCGGGGACUCCGUGAUAUCGCUGCCGCCGUCGGUGCCGCCCGACGGCAAUCUCGAGGAGGAGGAGGAGGAGGAGGAGGAGGAGGAAGAGGCGUUGUGCUUGUCGGGGAUGCGGCGCACACGCUCGAUCCCGUUCUUGCCCAGGGUGCCGGAGUGGCUCUCGAGGACGCUUUUUUUCUCGCGCAGCACCUGAAAGACUUCAACGACAGGCAGAACAAGAAAUCGGCCGCUGUGACAGCGGGAGAGGCAGGGGACAGGCUCGAAGAAGCACUCUCGCGGUACGACGAGGAACGCCUGCAGAGGGCUCUUCUGCUAUCCGUCCUCUCGGAUGUGUCUCAGGGCUUGGGGCAGCUUCGACGGCCGGAGUGGCUCGUUCGGGCGCGAGACUCUACCCUCGCUCGAUACAUCCCGGCGGCGCUGAGCUCAAGGGUUUUCGACGGGCUUAUGGAGGCGUCUUUGGCGGGGGGGCUGGCUGGGGGUGCGCGGGCGGCGGCGGCGGCGGCAGUUGGUUUCGGCGAGAAGUGGCGGUUUGAUGGCUACAGGGUGCCGAAGCUGUGGUAGGUUCCCUUUUGUCAAGUUUUACGCGAUGGAACGAUUCUGGCAGCUUCAAGUAUCUUCUAUUCGCCUUGACGCGGAGUUGAUUGUCCCGAGUCUUUCCGUUUUCCGGUGGAACCAUUCUGGCAGCUUCGAGAAUCUUCUAUACGAUUUGACGCCGAAUUGAUGUUGGCGUACUUGUUGAGUCCGGCAGCCUCGUGCACGAAGAGUAAGGGUAGAAGGUUUAGACUCUUCGACGUAGUACGGUAUUUUGUAUUUUGUGCACUUCCAACCCUUUGUAAUAGCACGCGCUUUUUGCCGCGUUGCUCUUGUUGCAGAAUGAAGUAAGGUAAGAGUUAAUAGUUGCACCGUCGAGGAAUUCAUGUUCCCCUGGCAAAGAGGCCAGGCCGCGCCGUCAAGGAGAGACUGCGAGCGGUGGCCAGCUACGGGAUGGCGAAGAGAAACUAAUAAUAGUGUCACCAUCAUCGCUGAGUCAAUUCUUGGCACAACAGUGACGAUAGAAGAGAAGGUAACCUCGCGUUACAAAUGUUUUCCGGGUUGGUGCUGUGGAAAGAAGGGACGGUUCGUUGGGAUGAUUGUACCCUUCAUGAACGGGAUCUCCAUAGUACAGCCCCCCCUCGAGUCUUGGUUGCUAGGCAAGAAGGCUUCGAAGGGUAACGGGUGACUUAGGGAUGUCAUUUGAAGAAACUGGAGGUUGUCAGUUGUGGUUUGGUAGCACGUGACCAUUCAGCGACAUGGGUCGCCCGACAGGAUGGCGGGUACCGACAGUCACUCCUACUUUCUCGCAAACGCCCUCGACGAAUGUGGACUGACUGUGGAACCCUC